CGGAGGGUCGGAAGGCGCGGAGGCGGAGGGUUGGGAGGGCGGAGGCAGCCGGAGAGCGGCGCCGGCUGGGGAGAGUGCUGCCUCUCGUUCGAUAGAAAAUGGAGGGGUUGGGGGCGGCUGAAAGUAAGUAGGUUUUGGGGGUGGUAUGUGUUAAAAAAGAAAAAAAUUGCUUCUGUGGGGAUUCGAAAACUAGUCUAUUUUAAUGAAAUCAAGCGCCCAACCAGUAUGAAUCCCGUGUGCAACAUGUUUAAGAAUCAGAUCCAAAGCUAUAAAUUGUUGUUUCUCAUAUUUGGGCCUUGUUGUGCAACUCUGAUUCACAACAAAAAAUAAAAACCCAACUAAACACGAUUUUUUUUCUUGGUUUUCCAAAUUUCU
Linum tenue is the source of this 375-nucleotide messenger RNA. Lineage: Eukaryota; Viridiplantae; Streptophyta; Magnoliopsida; Malpighiales; Linaceae. The record is from the annotation of a GenBank genome assembly.